Asparagus officinalis (garden asparagus) is the source of this 1409-nucleotide messenger RNA. Its product is annotated as PX domain-containing protein EREX-like. The record is from RefSeq and is a predicted model, not a curated record. Gene Ontology annotation, biological process: protein transport. The coding region runs from base 162 to 1238 and encodes 358 amino acids. The transcript has 5 exons. Lineage: Eukaryota; Viridiplantae; Streptophyta; Magnoliopsida; Asparagales; Asparagaceae.
UCUCCCUUCCCCCUCUCUCUCGCUAAUCUCUUCCAAGUCGAAAAAAAGAAAAAAAAAGAAAAUAGAAAUUUGAAUAAAAAAAAAGAAAGGCUUCCAAGCAUCGACACGAUGGGAUUUCAUCUAUAUCGCUAGGAAUCGAUUGGAACCCUCGUCCCUAAAAAAUGGCUCAAAACAUACAUAAGCAUGCCCAGGAAACAGGCAUUUUAGAUGGAUCUAUAUCGUGUGCUCCAGUUGCCGAUGCAAUCGGUUCAUCGUCUUUGCUAUCUCCACCAUCAGAGUCCAGUCCCAAUAGAAGCAGUUCUCUCGGCAGUGGAUCCAUGGAUGCUGAAUCUCCUACAGAAUAUUUUGAUGCAAUGAUGAACAAUGAGCUUGUUAGUCAUUCAGUUGACGAGCAGCAUAAGUUAAACAAGUUUCUUUUUACCGUGGACCAAAGGUUGGUAGCAGGAAAGACGAACACAGAGGAUCUCAUUGCACAGUUGAACCAAGAGAUAGCUAUCAAAGAAUCCCUCAGUUUAAAGAAUGGAAAAAAUCCUGUAAAAUCCGAAAGUGCAUGUCCUGAUGGCGACAACGAAUCGUUAUUGCAAGAGUUAGAUAACAAAACAAAACAGCUAAUGGAUUUGCAAAAGCGUCAAGAUGAACUUGAGACGAAAUCAAAAUCAGAUAUUAGAGUUCUUGACAAAGAGGUUAGAUUUUUGAGGAGCAUUCAAGAAAAGCUAAAAGAUGAUUUAAAUCAAUAUCUAGAGGAGAAAAGUGAGCUAGAGAGAAUUCUUCAGAAAGAAAAACAAAGAAGAAGAGAGAUAGUAUUGGCAAGGAAAAAGCUUAUUUCUGCAUGUAAAGAUCUUCUUCAUCGGCUUCAAGAAUCAAGUGUUAAUUUUCUUGAGGAAGGAGAAGAUAAAUUUAAUGUCAACCCUUCAUCUUUAUCAGAUGCUUUAGGUCUCCUGACGACUUCAGAUACUAGAAUCUCCCUCCUCCUUGCAAAGGCACAACUCCUUGCUAAAGAUGGAUAUGGAGUUAGUGGUGUAGAUGAAAUCAAUAGUAUCACUGAUGAUGAUGAAAUGGCAUCAGAUGAUGAGAUAAGAAAACUGCUUUCAGAUAUUAUUGCUGAUAACACAACCUUAAGAAAGCAAAUCAAUUCUGUUGUUCGUUGUGCUCUGAAAACUACUGUUAAUCCUUUGAAGGAUGGAAGUGUGGAAGCUCCCCCGAGAAAAUCUUUUCUAAGUAUAUUUUGGCGAAAAUGACGACGUCUGACGAUUAUUGUAAAUUCCAUGAACGGAUGUACAUUGUGCAUAUAAUGCCUGUACAAUCUCGCUAUGGUCCUUGUGAGUAAACGCCACGAAAUGAAUUCAUCUUUAUACCUCUGUGACAUUAGUGUGACAAUUGUGCAAAUAGCUUGCGGUGAGAUUUUCUUU